This is a messenger RNA of Erpetoichthys calabaricus (reedfish), 4231 nucleotides long. RefSeq names its product zinc finger protein 711 (gene znf711). The transcript has 9 exons. The coding region runs from base 339 to 2681 and encodes 780 amino acids. Gene Ontology annotation, molecular function: DNA-binding transcription factor activity, RNA polymerase II-specific; RNA polymerase II transcription regulatory region sequence-specific DNA binding; metal ion binding. Gene Ontology annotation, biological process: regulation of transcription by RNA polymerase II. The record is from RefSeq and is a predicted model, not a curated record. Gene Ontology annotation, cellular component: nucleus. NCBI's taxonomy places the organism in Eukaryota, Metazoa, Chordata, Cladistia, Polypteriformes, Polypteridae.
GAUUGUCGCGGGUAGUGGCGGCAGCAGUGAAGGAGGCCGCGCGUUGCCCCCCCACCCGCUCUAAACGCCCCCCCCGCCUUCUCCGUCAGAGAGUAGCGUGAUUGGUUCAGGCCUGGAAAGGAGAGUUCGAGAAUCCGAAAGUGCAGGCCUCGGCGUUCACGAGGUGAAAAAAAACUCUAAACACACCGGGAUAAAAGAUAGAAGAUUGUUUGAGACGAGAAAAACGGGAGAAUUACGGAACGGGGUACAUGUUCAUCUCUGAGAAAAGCUGGCAUUGAGCAUCUUGUUUUAACAACAAAAAUUGCAUCAAAUGUGAAGUUUCUGGGAAUUUGCAGAACAUGGACCAAGGAGGGGGGUUGGAAUUGCAAUCACAGGAUUCAAAAAUGCCACACACUAUGAUCAUGCAGGAUUUUGUGGCAGGUAUGGGUGGUAUGGCCCAUAUUGAUGGAGACCACAUAGUAGUGUCAGUACCAGAAGCAGUGCUCGUUUCCGAUGUGGUUACUGAUGAAGAGAUUACUCUAGAGCAUGGAUUAGAGGCAGAGGUUAUUGAGGGGCCAGAUAUUGAACAUGAUGUUGUGACUGCUGAAGGAGUGAUUGUCUCAGACUCUGUACUUGAAGCAGAAGUGGCUAUAGAAGAAACCCUGGAUGCCGAUCACCAUGUGUUGGCUACAGACCUUAUUGCUGAAUCUGUCAGAGUCCCCGACCAGGUAUUUGUGGCUGAUUUGGUAUCUCACCAUGAAGAUGGACAUUUAAGUCACCAUGUGGUACAUGAUUCUGAUAUGGUCUCUGAAGAAAUAAUGGUGACAAAUUCAGAUUCAGAAACUGUUAUUCAGACACAUGAAGGGGUGCCAGCUUCCACUGUUACUAUCAAAACUGAGGAUGAUGAGGAUGGUAAAAGCACUUCUGAGGAUUAUCUCAUGAUCUCUUUGGAUGAUGUUGGUGAGAAACUUGACAUUGGCAGUACGCCCUUGAAGAUUAGCACUGAGAUGACUCAAGAAGAUGGUUCAAAAGAAGAUGGCUUUGGAUCCGAGGUCAUUAAAGUGUACAUCUUCAAAGCGGAGGCAGAAGAUGAUGUGGAAAUUGGUGGAACAGAGGUAGUAUCAGAGAGUGAUUUCCACAAUGGUCAUGCAGUGCUAGAACCAGCAGGUGUCGGCAGACUUCAAAGAGAAAAAAUGGUAUACAUGGCAGUAAAAGAUUCAUCUCAGGAAGAUGAAGAUAUCAACUGUGCAGAGAUUGCAGAUGAAGUUUACAUGGAAGUCAUUGUGGGAGAGGAGGAGGCCCCUACCAUACAGGAGUCUCAAAUGGAAGAUGCCACAGUUAACAAGACUUUUGUUCCUGUUGCUUGGGCUGCUGCUUAUGGAAACAAUCUGGAUACAAGGUUAGAAAACAAAAAUGGAGCUGCCACCCAGUAUCUGCAGAUUAGUGACAGCAUCAGCACCAGUAGGGCACUUAAACAGAAGGCUAAGAAAAAGAAGAGGGGAGAGGCACGUCAGUGUCAAACUGCUGUGAUUAUUGGUCCAGAUGGGCAGCCAUUGACAGUGUACCCUUGUCACAUCUGUGGAAAAAAGUUUAAAUCAAGGGGCUUCUUAAAGCGACACAUGAAGAACCAUCCAGACCAUAUGUUCAAGAAGAAGUACCAAUGCACGGACUGUGACUUCACCACUAACAAAAAGGCCAGCUUUCACAAUCAUCUGGAGAGCCACAAGCUCAUCAUUAAGGGAGAGAAAGUACAUGAAUUUACUGAAUACACUCGGCGAUACCAUGAAGCUAGCCCUUUGAGUUCCAACAAACUUAUUCUUCGUGACAAGGAGCCAAAGCUACACAAAUGCAAAUAUUGUGACUAUGAAACUGCCGAGCAAGGUCUUUUAAACCGUCAUCUCUUGGCAGUCCACAGUAAAAACUUUGCUCAUGUUUGUGUUGAAUGUGCCAAGGGUUUCCGGCAUCCGUCAGAGCUGAAGAAGCAUAUGAGGACACACACUGGUGAAAAACCUUACCAGUGCCAGCACUGUGAAUUCCGUUGUGCUGACCAGUCAAACUUAAAGACUCAUAUUAAGAGCAAGCAUGGCACAGACCUGCCGUACAAGUGUGGCCACUGCCCACAGGCCUUUGCUGAUGAUAAAGAGCUUCAAAAACAUACAGAGAUUUUUCAGGGUCACAAGACUCACCAGUGUCCGCAUUGUGACCACAAGAGUACCAACUCUAGUGACUUGAAGAGGCAUAUAAUUUCAGUACAUACAAAGGACUUCCCUCACAAAUGUGAAGUUUGUGAGAAGGGCUUUCAUCGGCCGUCAGAGCUCAAGAAACACUCAGAGACGCACAAAGGCAAGAAGGUUCACCAGUGCAGGCACUGCGACUUCAAAAUUUCUGAUCCUUUCACACUUAGCCGCCACAUCCUUUCUGUGCACACAAAAGACUUGCCGUUCAAGUGUAAACGGUGCAAGAGGGGUUUUCGGCAACAAAAUGAACUAAAGAAGCACAUGAAGACCCACAGUGGCAGAAAGGUCUACCAAUGCCAGUAUUGUGAAUAUAACACUACGGACGCAUCAGGCUUUAAACGCCAUGUCAUAUCUAUUCACACUAAAGACUAUCCCCACAGGUGUGAAUAUUGCAAGAAAGGUUUUCGAAGGCCUUCAGAAAAGAACCAGCAUAUAAUGCGACACCAUAAGGAAGCUCUAAUAUAAUGUUACAGUCUUUCCUGUCUCCCCUUUCCCAACACAAUUGGGGAAUAGCAGGAAAGUUUAUACAGUCAAUGACACAUUUUAAUAAACUGUUCCAGACACUGCUAAUUCUCUACUUUCCAUUCACUGUAUAAUAAAGUCUUAAACAAAUAAAAAAGAGUAUUAAGAGUGAGGGGAGAGAUGAUGUGGUAACAAUUUCUGUACCUUUUUAAAACUUUAUUUUACGUACCCAACUCCCAUUUUCCAGAAAUUGACCAUUUUUAUAUUCAGGUAUUCAAAUAAUAUGCCCUUAAUUGAACAAACUUCUAAAACAAUAAAGUAUAUUUGUACCAUUAAGAAAUGACCCAACAGCUAAGGCAAAUAUUGUUAUUUCACUUGAUAAUUUAAAAAAAAGAAAAAAAUAUUUUUACUGUUAUAUGUGGGUUGAUUGAUACACUCCAUCAAGAUGUUUUAAUUUUUGUUUGCUGGUUAAACCCAGCUUUUAUUUCCUCAUCCUCCAUGCCCCCUCAAAAAGCUCAGGUUAAUUAUUAAGUUCAAUCAUGGAAGGCUUUUGAUUCCUUUGCUGACUAGUGAGUUUUUUUUUUUCUUUUUUAACCCAGAAUUUGUAUCUUACACACUCAUGAAUUAUUCUGUCCUCAUUUGCUGUUGCAGAAUUUUAAUUUGGGCAGGUUUUGGUUAGAGAAUAUUUGAACCCCUGAAUGUUUUUUAUGAAUAUGCCUCAUUUUCCUCCCCUCAGUCAGUUUGUUAUCUCCCUAGCUCAAUUCUCUAAUUGGUAAAAUAUGAGCCUACAAGUAGCAGAGUGUACAAGCUGGUGUGCUGGCUCAGUGACGUGCAUUUCUUUUCUAGAUAUUUUGUAACUGGUGUAUAUUUUACAAUAAACUACAAAUGUCCAUAGAAUAACCUAUUCAUCCAUCCCUGACUUUUAUUUUGAAUAGCUACUAUUGAUAACGUGUAAUUAUUUGGUUUUAAUUUUUUUAACAAAAUUAGGGAGAGUUACAUUUACAAAGUAAAGCAGAUUUAUACAGUGCAUAAUAGUGGAAAUACAGGUACUGACAUGAGUUGUUUUUGACCUACCUGAAGUAAAUAGUGGUUUCAUAAUAAAUGUGCACAAAUUGAAAAAGCAAGUGAAGCUGUGCCUUGAAGUGAAACCUAUCAGUCCUUUUAUGUGUUUUCAUUUUUGUGAGUUUUGUAAAGUUGUUACUGCAACAGACAUGACAGAAUUAAUCAUUGCCGUCUUGUCCAUCCUGGCAAUGCAUUUCUUUUUGUAAAAUAGGUCUACAUGAUGCUCAUUCUUACGAAAUGUGACAGAAAUUAUUGUCAGCUUUGCCUUGUGACCUUGAGAAAGCAUUUCAGUCGGGAGUCUGAUACCACUUUAGUUAAUAUUCACCAAAUAAUGUCCUUAAUAAAAAUUAUGUUGUUAAUUUAGGACUUUAAAAAGUUCUUUUAGAUAUUAGAAUUAUUAUUAGAAUAUCUGCAACCACAUGAUUUCCAAAUGUCAGCUUGGGUUGAUGCGUCCAUCUGUGGUAAGAUCAGCUUCAUUGCUUUACACGUUU